Messenger RNA from Enterobius vermicularis (human pinworm), 252 nucleotides. Lineage: Eukaryota; Metazoa; Nematoda; Chromadorea; Rhabditida; Oxyuridae. The record is from the annotation of a GenBank genome assembly.
AUGGAGGAAGUUAUACAACGCUUGAGAGCACAAGAAACACUUUCGCGUAAUACUCGCGAAAAUGAUAUACCCGGUAUCAAGGAGAAGAUAAACAACAUAGAAAAACGUGUUGAGCAAAGUGAUAUUUUAUCAAGAUCAUAUAAUGUUCGUAUUUCUGGAUUUAACCCGAUUAAUUCUAGUGCCUUUGAGAACCACGACAAAAUGAUAGCGGUGAAAGUAAACUUGAAGAGCACGCGCAUGCAAUGUUUAUAA